Messenger RNA from Phaeodactylum tricornutum CCAP 1055/1, 726 nucleotides. RefSeq lists its product with no specific name. Bases 1 to 726 code for a protein of 241 amino acids. The transcript has a single exon. NCBI's taxonomy places the organism in Eukaryota, Bacillariophyta, Bacillariophyceae, Surirellales, Neidiaceae. The record is from RefSeq and is a predicted model, not a curated record.
AUGUUUCGAAAACUCAUCAAGAAAAAUGUGGAUCGAUACUUUUCAGCAGCAAGCAAAGCCGACAAGACCACGCUGAUUGUUGCCAUCGUGGAAAAGAUUCGCCAAAGAGGAGGCCUAUUUGUCAAAAACGACAACGGAAAGAACUGGUACGAUAUUGGAAAUCGCCAGGCUCGAGAAAAAGUAGGCCAUUCUCUCCGAGAUCAGGUUGCGAGUAUGGUAAAAAACAAACGGCAAAAUCAUAUGUCCACCAGCGGGAGUCGAGAACAUGAUCUUUCACCAAUCCCAUUCGAUGUACCUUCCAGCAUCAAGACUCCAGAGCUUGGCCCACCGUUCAACUCUGGCCUCCAAUCUACUGCUGAUCGCGACUCGCCGACACUCGCCGAUACCCAUCGCUUUCUUGCAAACGCUGAGCAAGAUUUUCUGGAUCCCAUUCCAAUCACCGAUAAUUUCUACAACUUGGACUAUGACACACGUGUUGAGUUCCAUGUUCCUUGUUGCAGGAUGAACAGACUACAGUCUCCCCACAACAACAUCACUCCUGCUUCGCGCAGUGGUGUUAGAGAAUCAGUUCCUUCCAAAGAUUAUUAUCUGGCAAAUGGAGACUACCCUUUUAGCCUCCCAAGCUUCAAACAUCCUACAUUCAAUUUUUCUGCCAUCAAGGACCUUGAACCGUUCGACAUCUUCUACAAGCACUCUUCAGUAGGCCACUACAGCGAAGUUAUUUAG